Messenger RNA from Microsporum canis CBS 113480, 1347 nucleotides. Its product is annotated as monocarboxylate permease-like protein. Gene Ontology annotation, biological process: transmembrane transport. Gene Ontology annotation, cellular component: fungal-type vacuole membrane. The record is from RefSeq and is a predicted model, not a curated record. Lineage: Eukaryota; Fungi; Ascomycota; Eurotiomycetes; Onygenales; Arthrodermataceae. Gene Ontology annotation, molecular function: transmembrane transporter activity. The transcript is spliced from 5 exons. Bases 1 to 1347 code for a protein of 448 amino acids.
AUGGAUCCAGAAGAUGAGACUAAGACUAUGAAGAAUAACCAGGUUCAAGUGCAUGAAUCUAACAUAUCCCUCGAGGAUGGAACUAGACACCCGGAAACAGUGCCAGACCCUGCUCCCAACGGAGGGCGUAAUGCCUGGAUGCAGGUUAUAGGAGCAUUCGUUCUUACUCAAAAUACAUGGGGCCUCGUUAUGGCUCAUGGAGCCUUUCAAGCGAGUUAUUCCAUGAGCAUCCUCUCAAGCUCAUCCCAAUCAGCUCUCUCAUGGAUUGGUUCAACCCAAGCCUUCCUUAUCCUCUUUGUUGGAAUUUUCUCCAGCAGAGCGGCCAAUGCAGGCCACUUUUAUCAUGUUACAGUGAUAGGAAUACUCUUGCAAGUUCUCGGACUCGUCAUAACGUCAUUCAGCACGAAGUAUUAUCAAUUUCUUCUAGCAGAAGGGCUUUGUGUUGGAAUUGGAUCUGGUUUAUUAUUUGCGCCUGGAAUUACAAUCGCUGCGUCCUGCUUUUCAACGAGACGUCCAUUGGCAACUGCCAUAGCUAUUUCAGGAGCCGCGAUAGGGGGGAUCGCUUUCCCAAUAGUAAGCUACUGGCUUAUCGCUGCAGUUGGUUUCCCAUGGGCGGUACGAAUAAUCACAUCCCUCAUGCUCCUCACUUCAGGCUCUACCAUAUACACCUUACGGGUAAACCCUUCUUUCCCUGCAGCCCAAAAUAAAUGGCAGCUGCUGGAUUUUAGCAGCUUCAAAGACCCUGUCCAUUGUACAUUUGUGAUUGGAACCACACUUGGGUUCAUUGCUGGUUUUAUUCCGUUCUUCUACGCUCCGACGUACGCUCUCGGACUAGGACUCAGGUCAGAACUAGCCGGCUACUUUCUGAGUGCAAUAAAUACGGCGAGUUUGAUAGGAGGCUUUGCUCUGUCGAUUAUUGCUACCAGGGUUGGAAAUCUAAACACCCUCAUCUUCUUUACAAACAUCUCUGGGAUUAUCUUUAUCUCCAUUAUACUCGCGCAAAAUGCAGUGGGGCUUAUCAUAGCAUCAUUAAUCUAUGCGUUCGUUGCUGGAUACCAACUAUUGCUUGUUCUUACCGCUGUGGCAUCUAUCAGCCUUGAUACCAGUCCAACGAGUAGCCAAGCUCGUACAGCGCUCGUCCUCGGAUCCCUUGGUGCCUUAAUUGGAACUCCAAUUGCUGGAGGGAUUCUACUUUGGCAAAAUCGCAAUCUAUCCACCAAGGAUAUCACAGAGUGGAACUUUACAUUGACUUUACUCUCGUCUGGGAUAGUUAUUCUUAUAUGUGGGUCUGGAAGGCCUAUCCAACUCAAAGAAUAUACAGAAAUGGCAAGACGAGAAGUUCCCUGA